AAAAAAAAAGAACCAAAAAUCUGUGGAGAUUCAAUACAAGACAUGUCCUGCAUAAGUUCUUCCUCUUCUCCUUCAGUCAUAUCAACUCGGUCACCGGACUCAUUCCCGACCCGCCCAGCUCGCCAGUCCAAGUUCACCUCUUUAUCAUGGGUUUCUUCGUUUCCAAGCGUCAACAUCUCCUUUAAUUCAUUCACAAUCCCUCCUGCUCCCACACGCCACAAGGGUUUGUUUGUUCAAGCUGCCUGGACCAGGAGAUCGCGUGGUGAAGCUGCAGAAAGACCCAGCAGAAAAUCUUGGAAGCAGAAGACUGAUAUGUACAUGAGGCCAUUUUUACUAAAUGUUUUCUUCUCAAAGAAAUUUAUUCAUGCAAAAGUGAUGCACCGUGGUACGAGCAAAGUGAUAUCUGUUGCCACAACAAAUGCCAAGGACCUCAGACACUCCUUGCCAUCACUCACUGAUCAUAAUGCAUGCAGAGUUAUAGGAAAACUUAUUGCAGACCGAUCAAAGGAAGCUGAUGUAUAUGCAAUGUCUUAUGAGCCUAGGAAGGGCGAGCAAAUCGAGGGUAAACUUGGUAUUGUUCUUGAUACCAUUAAGGAGAAUGGAAUUAUAUUUGUAUGACCCAAUUACAAACUAUUGUUAGGCUUUUUACAAUCAAUCCGUUGAACAGAAUCAAUGAUGAUUCUGUUC
Rubroshorea leprosula is the source of this 687-nucleotide messenger RNA. Lineage: Eukaryota; Viridiplantae; Streptophyta; Magnoliopsida; Malvales; Dipterocarpaceae. The record is from the annotation of a GenBank genome assembly.